Messenger RNA from Lottia gigantea (owl limpet), 720 nucleotides. RefSeq lists its product as hypothetical. The transcript is spliced from 2 exons. NCBI's taxonomy places the organism in Eukaryota, Metazoa, Mollusca, Gastropoda, Lottiidae. The coding region runs from base 1 to 720 and encodes 239 amino acids. The record is from RefSeq and is a predicted model, not a curated record.
AUGGUAGCCAGAGUCACAGUACACAACAUGCGUCAAGACCGAGAUGAACCAGUACGUAGUUUUGGACCCCGUGGCCAAGCUGGUGUAUGCAAAUUCGUGAUUCAAUGCACAAACUGUGACACUGCCGUAAAUUACACUGACGAGAUCCUUAGGGAUGCGCUCACUCGAGGCAUCGCUGACCACGAUAUCCAAUUAGACAUACUAGGUGACAAAAAUCAAAACAUGACCUUGGAGGAGGUAUUUAAAUUUGUUGAGGCACAAGAAGCCGGUAAGCGAUCUGCUUCUCAUCUGAUCGAUUCCCACAUAACAGAAGCAGCAAGUAGCAGCACCUACAAAAAAACAAAACAAAAGAAUGUUAAAGAUAAACCAGAUCUUUGUUCUUAUUGUGGGAAGACAGGCCAUGGAAAAAAUGCUCUGGCUCGAAUUCGUAAAACUGUGUGCCCUGCUUACGGACACAAGGCUGUUGAGAGUGCAACCGCGACCAUUACAUGGAGAGCCCGAAGCAAGGACAGGCGAAAGGCCAUAGUUACCCCUUCGAAGGCAGAUGACUGCGAAGGAGCUGUUUUUGACGCCUUGUGCUCAAUUACAUCCUCUAGACAACCAAUCGCAAUCGACCAUCACAUAAUAAUAAUAAUAACUUUAUUUGGCAAUGGAUGGGGAAAUAAAUAUGAAAAUAUGAACGUUGUCAUUGUUUGUAUUAAAGUAAUAGUGAACAAAUAG